This is a messenger RNA of Photinus pyralis (common eastern firefly), 2532 nucleotides long. RefSeq lists its product as uncharacterized. The record is from RefSeq and is a predicted model, not a curated record. Bases 115 to 2304 code for a protein of 729 amino acids. The transcript is spliced from 10 exons. NCBI's taxonomy places the organism in Eukaryota, Metazoa, Arthropoda, Insecta, Coleoptera, Lampyridae.
UUAAAAUCUAGGCAUCUCCAAAAGGCAAGCAGUCUUGUUCACAACAUCUCGAGACUUCGACCCAUAGAAAAUAUUCUUUCUCAUCGCCGCUGAGCCAAAAAUCGACGAACGAAAAUGGUGUACGAAUCCGAUUUUUAUACCACCCGAAGGUAUAGAACAUCCCCAUCUUUGUCGACAUAUACUGUGUCGUAUUCACCUUCAAAGCAAGUGAGAAUCCUACCAGGACUCGGAAAGGUUCAUGUAGUACAUACGUAUGACCGUAUUGUACCAUACGUUGGACACAAAAGGCUCACGGUGGUGAGUGCACCACCUCAAAUCUUCAGAGUUCGGCCCUCUGUCUUACUAAAGGAAUUUGAUCGUAUACAGUACAAAUAUAGACCAGCUGUAACUUAUUCUUACGUGAACAACUACCUAAAUUCCGAUUCAGCUGUGAGGAUAAACUAUCUCGGAAAUUCGAUACCAGACUACAGUUAUCUAUAUAGCACACCCACAUACUAUCAUAGUGUACUUGGACGCCCGUCCAGGUUAUAUUAUGAUAUCUUGGGCUACCCUCGUUGGUCACGUUAUUGGUAUCGUUAUUGGUAUAAUCUUCCGAGCACUCGAUAUUCUGAUUAUCAUGAUUAUGAUGUAACGAGUUACUCUCGAUAUUGGCCAUCGUACUGGUACAGGCGGUACUUAGACUGGUCACCUUCAAAACAAUGGUUCGAUAAUAGCCUUUCUCAUUUGUCCUUAAAAUAUCCAUUAACGUGGUACAGUUUUGACUAUCCCUAUUGGUCAAAGUAUUGGACCAGUUACAGUUCACCCAAUUACUGGACUCCUUAUUAUAAUUGGUCUCGUUAUUGGAGAUCGGCAUGGAAUAGCUAUUGGUAUCGUUGGUACGAUUUAACUUUCAAUGACGAGACAAGUCGCAUUCGUGCCGACGCAGCUGGACUUUUGAAACGAGUUCAUGCUCCUACUCUUCGAUCGCCUUUGUCGUUGCUUCCAUACAAUACCAGGUACUCUGAGCCAAUUUUGACAUCCAGAAUUACUUCUGAUGAUUACAUUUAUAAAAUGCUAACCACAUCUCCGCACAAUACCAAAAUUCAAUACACUACAUACUAUUCCGAACCGAUAAAGAGAUUUUUAGGGCCAGGCCAUCUAGCUGCAGUAACGUAUUCGGGUGGCAAGGGUUAUGGACGUAGACCUCCACAUGUUACUUUAGUUCUAAAUGAUCCUGUCAAGAAUGAUAUUCAGCUUUUAAGCUAUUAUAUUAAUAAAUUCCGAACUGAGAAAGCGUUGGCUAACGAGACAGGACCACUGUCACCCGCACGCCCUUCGCGACAUUUCUCCAAAGUAUCCAUAAUGCCGGAGCCCGAUAAGGAAGAAAAUGUCGAAAAAUCAGAUCGCGCAGCAAUACGUAUGGCUAAAGUUUCGCAGGCGGAAGUUGAAGCUAAGCUUAAACGGCAAAAGGAAAUUGCAAGGCUUGCCGAGGAGAAGGCACUUGCCGAGGAAGCUGCACGUAAAAAAGCGCAAGAUCUUAAAGAAGAGGCUGCAAGGAAGGCCGAAAUCGCGCGCCAAGAAGAGCUUGCCGCUCAGGCAGCUGCCGAACGAGCUGCUGAAUUGGAGCGAAAAGCAGAGGAGGCCAGACAAGAGGAGCUGCGUAUACAGGCCGAACUUGAACGGAAACGUCUGGAAGAAGAAGAAAAUGCACGCCUGGAGGAAGAGCGAAGACAAGCUGAGCUUGCUAAGGCAGAAGAAGAGAGGCAACAACUACUUCGUCUCGAGGAAAUUGCGCGGCAGGCCGAGGAAGAACGUGAACGAGAAUUAGCGCGUCAAGCUGAGGAGUUGGCAGAACUAGCAAGGCAAGAGGCCGAACUUGAAGAGCAAGCACGUCAGGAAGCCGAAGCAUUGGCUUUAGCUAAACAACAAGAAGAACUGGCGGAACUGCAAAGACAAGAAGCCGAAUUAUUAGAGUUAGAAAAACAAGAGAAAGAACUAGCGGAGUUAGCGAAACAGGAAGCGGAACUCGCCGAGCUCGCUAAGCACGAAGCCGAAUUGGCAAAGCAGGAAGCUGAAAUUGCAGACCUGGCAACACAAGAAGCGGAAUUGGCGGAGUUACAACAAAAGCAAUUGGCUGAAUUAGAUGCACUUGAAGCGGAGGCAAAGGCGUUAGAGCAUACGUUCGAUGGAGAAGGAGCCACCGAGGAAUCUGCGCCGCAGGAAGAAGAAAGUGAACAGGCAGUUGAGCAGGAAGAGUACCACGAGGAACCCGCCAUAGAAGAACCCGAAGUGGAAGCCGAAGAGGAGGCGGAAGAGGAAGAAUGAUAUUGACGCUCGCAUGAAACCCAUAACCGCUAUUUUUAUAACUUUUAAUAACCUUUUGCAUGCAUUUACAGUUUGCAAAAUUACCGUCCGUUGCAAACCUCAAAUGGCCGUCCGUUUAAUCCAAUCCUAUCCUCACAACGUUCCUUGUUUCCAUACUUUUUAGUUUGACGCAUUUACUAAUUAACUUUACUUUGCAUUUAACUAGCUUUUCAUAUAUCUACACCUAAC